This is a messenger RNA of Ananas comosus (pineapple), 746 nucleotides long. RefSeq lists its product as uncharacterized. The transcript has a single exon. Lineage: Eukaryota; Viridiplantae; Streptophyta; Magnoliopsida; Poales; Bromeliaceae. Bases 126 to 617 code for a protein of 163 amino acids. The record is from RefSeq and is a predicted model, not a curated record.
CUCUCUCUCUCUCGCUGGCCACAAAAUUAAUUUAAGCGCUAGCUUCGUGCAGAAGCAGAAGGCACUUUCGAUAGAUAGAUAGAUAGAUAGAUAGAUAGCAUCGAUCGAGGGGAGGAGGUGGAUCGAUGGGGUGCGGGUGGUCCUCGUCGUGCUCGUGCUCGUGCGGGAAAUCGCGGGCGUUGGAGUGCGUGCGCGUGGUCCACAUCAACGGCUACGUGGAGGACUUCGGCCCCGCGCCCGUCACGGCGGGCGACGUCACCGGCCGCGCCAAGCAGCAGCCUGCUCGCCACGUGCUGUGCACGGCGGCCCNCCCUUCCGGCCCCCGCCCCUUCCGCCCCGACGACGUCCUCGAGCCCGGCCGGCUGUACUUCCUCCUCCCCCACGCCGCCCUCCUCUCCUCCGACUCCUCCCCGCUCGACCUCGCCUGCCUCCUCAACCGCCUCUCCGCCCUCGCCAAACGCCCCAGCCCCAGCCCCGCCCGCUCCCUUCCCCGCCCCUUCCCCGCCUGGACGCCGAUGCCGUCGCGCCGCGCCGCCUGGCGCCCGCAGCUCGACCGGAUCGACGAGCGCUCCUUCGGCCGCUCCAGGGACUCCAUGCGGAGCACCGCCAGCACCUGACUCCGCACGCACGCACGCGCUCCGAGGUGCCCACAUCCGGCACGUGCGGGACACGUGCUAACUCUCCCUCCCUCUCUCCCCCCCUUCUUUUUUUUUCUUUUUUUCUUUUGUUUGUUUGUGUGUGUGUCA